CGAAGUACCGGACCGAAAUCCAGCAGCUCGUCUAUAUAAGCUCUCUCCGUCCUGUGCUUCUCGUACAACCUGUCACAGCUUUCAUGAGUUAUUCGAGUCACUGAUACUUCUCCUCUACCUUAAAUUCUCUUAUACCCCCCUAUUCAUCUACACCAUGUUUCACGAGUCUAUCAUGAUUCCUAUGGGAUACACAAUAGCUAACUUGUCUAAGAUGAUGUUCGUGUCCGGCGAAACUGGCGAGCCAACCCCGGAGACCACGACCUUGAUCGAGCAAAUCGUCCAAGAUCAGGUUCAGCAUAUGCUCCGAGAGUGUACGAAUCUCGCUACCCGUCGUGGCUCCAAAUCAAUCAGCACAGAUGACCUGUUCAUGCUUAUCCGGCAUGACCGCGCCAAAAUCUCCCGCCUUCGCCAUUUUCUGCAGUGGAAGGAUGUCCGUCGCUCUGUUAAAGACAGUGACGAUAAGGGCGGCGAUGCCGGCGCGGACGUAGGUGCUGAUGCGGAUCUCUUGCCUGGAGCUGGCGCUGGACCUGGAGCACCUGGAGGCGGCAUGGACGCGGGGAAGAAGGCCAAGCGUGCGAAGGUUGAUCUUGUUUGGGACGUGCAGUCCUUCUUCGGCGAGAAUCCUCCCUUGAUGGAUGAUGUCGAAGACGAGGAAGAAGAAGAGAUGACUUACGCGACCCUCCUGCGUCUCAAGAACGCUGAUGAGCGCACCAAGCACAUGACUCGCGAGGAAUACGUCCACUGGUCUGACUGCCGUCAAGCUUCUUUCACGUAUCGUAAAGGCAAGCGCUUCAAGGAGUGGGCUGGCUUUGGCCUCAUCACGGAUUCCAAGCCUUCCGACGACAUCAUCGAUAUCCUCGGUUUCCUCACUUUUGAGAUCGUGCAGACAUUGACCGAGGAAGCACUGAAGGUCAAGCAUGCCGAGGAUCUCUACAAGAAGAGCAACGGUGGCGGAGGGAAAGAGGAGAAGAGCUUGAAGCGCAAGCGCGAGAGGGGUCUAUUUGAUCCUCCAGAGGAGGCUAGGGAGCCCGUUCAGACGGCACACGUGCAGGAGGCUUAUCGCCGGUUGCAGAAGGGCAACAACAAGAGCAAGGCCAUGUUGAAUUUCACGAAGACUGUGCACCGUUCGGCUUUACGACUGAUUUGACAUUAUUCAACUCGCGAGGCUAUUACGAUUGGGCAGUUCGGCGUUAUGGUUCAUUGAGAGACGUUAUACCCCAGGUACAGACUUGUCACAUGUCAUGCCACCAUGCAGUGUGGUAUUUUGCGGCAUCGAAGCCAUGCUGAAGCAUUCCUGCAUGCAUUCAUCUUAUUUUGUCACU
Molecule: messenger RNA, 1322 nt
Organism: Periconia digitata
Lineage: Eukaryota; Fungi; Ascomycota; Dothideomycetes; Pleosporales; Periconiaceae
Source: the annotation of a GenBank genome assembly